AUGGCCGAUACUGCAGCUUCGCGCCCCCCAAGCACAGCAGAACAGCUUAUAAGGUCGUCGUCGAAGCGGACACGAGAGAUAUUCGCCGCCGAUUUUGCCUCUUCUGCGGCGCUAGAUCACGCCUCCAAUGGUAGCUUCUCGAUACAUCCAACCACACCAGCACCCUCGGCCGCCGCAGACCAAGUAGGUGUCGCAUCGCGUAUUCGCAACGAAUAUGAGCACGUGCGCGAUCUACCACCUGCGCUGGCUGCGAAAAUGGCGAGUGCAGCAUCUACAGCUGCUGAGCGACGUAAGAAGAUCAAGGCGCAGAAUGCUGAGGAGAAGGCUUCAGAUCCCAAGAUGCAAAGGAUGAUUGAGGGCGUCUCAGAAAAGGCGGACAAGGCUAAGGAUGCACAGUCUAUGCAGCUGGCAGUAAGGGCAGGAGGAAAGGGCGCCGCUCCAAAUGCGCAGGGACCUACACCGAAUAGGAACCAGACAUCCAGCGCGCUGGUUAGGAAGGACGUUGUCAGGCAAGCGAAGCCCGACUGGCAUGCGCCCUGGAAGGUCAAGACGGUCAUCAGUGGCCACAUGGGAUGGGUUCGAUCAGUGGCCAUGGAGCCUGGAAACCAAUGGUUCGCUACUGGCGCCGCAGACAGAACCAUCAAGCUUUGGGAUCUCAUCAGUGGCCGGUUGAAGAUCACACUCACAGGACAUAUCUCGGCCGUCCGAGGGCUCGCAGUCAGCCCAAGGCACCCAUACCUCUUUUCGUGCGGAGAAGACAAGAUGGUCAAGUGCUGGGAUCUGGAAACCAACAAAGUAAUUCGACAUUACCACGGCCAUCUCAGCGGUGUCUACUCCUUAUCGCUCCACCCAACCGUAGAUGUGUUAUGCACAGGAGGACGAGACGGUGUAGUCCGCGUAUGGGACAUGCGAUCGCGCAGCAACAUCCACGUCCUCGGCGGCCACAAGGGCACCAUUUCCUCGAUCCAAUGCCAAGAAGCCGAACCCCAAGUCCUCUCUGGCAGUAUGGACAGCACCAUCCGCCUCUGGGACCUCGUCGCUGGAAAGACGCGCACAGUACUAACUCACCACAAGAAAUCCGUCCGCUCCCUCGCCAUCCACCCCACCGAAUUCACCUUUGCCUCUGGCUCCGCACAAUCCGCAAAGCAAUGGCUCUGCCCCAACGGCGACUUUAUGCAAAACUUCUCCCCCGUCGAGAGUAUCAUCAACACGCUGUCUGUAAACGAGGAUAACAUCAUGUUUGCUGGUAGCGACAAUGGCGAAGCUGCCUUCUACGACUGGAAGACUGGGCAUCGCUUCCAACACACGGAGAGCAUCGCGCAGCCUGGUUCCCUCCAGGCCGAAGCCGGUGUCAUGUGCUCGACGUUUGAUAAAACCGGUCUUCGUCUUAUUACCGGUGAGUCGGAUAAGUCGAUCAAGAUUUGGAAGCAGGAUGAGAAUGCGACCGAGGAAACGCAUCCAUUGGACUGGAAACCCACGCUGGGACGCCAGAAGUAUUAG
Molecule: messenger RNA, 1500 nt
Organism: Pyrenophora tritici-repentis Pt-1C-BFP
Lineage: Eukaryota; Fungi; Ascomycota; Dothideomycetes; Pleosporales; Pleosporaceae
Product: WD40 repeat protein
Biological process (GO): mRNA splicing, via spliceosome
Cellular component (GO): catalytic step 2 spliceosome; Prp19 complex; precatalytic spliceosome
Molecular function (GO): protein binding
Source: RefSeq, a predicted model, not a curated record